ACGCAGCGAUGUGCUAUUGUGGUUUUAUGAUAACUUUGUCUCUGCUUUAUUCACAUCAUAGUCACACUCUGGGGGGCAUGCACGACAACAAUCAGCACUGUUGUCACGGGACAGUCUGAAUAAGAGGGGGCUGACUGACAAUUGAUGAUGUGCACGAAGUACUAGGGCUGAUCCAGGCGGUUGUGGUUGUUACGCUCCUCUGUUGAGUGCUUUAUCCCACUCUACCAAGUACUACAGAUAUAGUCGUCCUUUUGACAGUCACACACAUUCUAGCCUAAAAAGCAUAUAAAGCUUUGGCGCUUUGGUUUACUUUGUGUAUCUGUGGAUCAUUUCCUCUAGAGUCGGUCACUGAGAUACAUAUAUGUAGGCGUGAUGUUUGGUCAGUGAUGUUUGGUCAGUGCAGUUUAUGUAACUGCUUCUGAUAUACAUAGUUAUAUAUAGGCAUUCAGAUGAACAUGACAGAAGUUCUGUUCAAGGUGAUUGUAAUUGGUGAUCCCACAGUUGGGAAGACUUCAUUUGUACAGCGUUAUGUCAACGAUUCCUUCAGACGAGACUACAAGGGCACAAUUGGAGUGGAUUUCGCUCUGAAGGUUAUUAAGUGGACUGAUACGCAGACAAUCAAGUUACAACUCUGGGAUAUAGCUGGGCAAGAGCGCUUCACGUCGAUGACACGGGUGUACUAUAAAGAUGCCCAUGCCUGUAUCGUCAUGUUUGACCUGACUCAGAAACCUAGUUUUCUGAACACCAUACGUUGGAAGAAGGAUCUCGACUCCAAGUGUUCUCUCCCAGAUGGAUCUCUCGUGCCAUGUCUGCUACUAGCCAACAAAUGCGACCUGACUCACCGAGAGGUCAGCCAGAAUGAGAUAGAGGAGCUCUGCAAGGAACACGACUUUCUCGGCUGGACAGAAACGUCCGUUAAAAACGGACUUAUGAUCGAGGAGUCGAUGAGGUUUUUGUUAGAAGAAAUUGUUGCCAAAAACAGUGAACUGGAUGAACUGGAAGCAUCAUAUCAGCGAUCUGCUGUGAAGAAUGGCGUGCGCCUGAGAGAGGGUCCGAAUUCAGGGGGGAUAAUCAGUCGAUGUGGCUGCUAACACAAUAACUGACCACUGUGCAUUGUCUUUUUGAUAAAUGAACUGAUGUACGUAUACUGUUUUAUCAGGGCUGAGGUAAUUACCCAUGUUUUCAAGCAACUUGCACAUUGUCCUCUUCUUAGGCAGCUCUGCUGUGACAAAGGCUGUAACAGCAGGUGUCAUAUGUAAUGGAAAGAGUUUAGACAGUCAGACAGAAUGGUAUUGUAUUGCAUGAGUUUUUCCUCUUUAGAUGUUUCCUCACCACUUCUCUACAUUGCAUGUGUGAUGUGUUCAGAAAAGGUAAAAAAAAAAGGUGUAAUUUACUUAGUCACAUAUACACAUCAAGUAAUAUUUGUUGGAACUAUCCAUCAUAUGAUACAUGGAAUAAACAUGGAGAGUUACUUUCGUGUAUUUCCUUGGAAGUGGACUGAUAUCAUAAAAUGAUAGCAUAAUAAUUGGCAAAUUUCAAUAAAGUUCAUCUAUUUAAAUGAGAAAAAUUAAAGAAAGCAAUGUAUAGCUGUUUUGAAGGAUGCAAUUUUCCAGGAUUUCCCUCAUUGAGAAAUUCACCUACAUUAUGAAUUGCAUGGAUAAGUUUUGCACCGCUGAUAUACAAACUGAUGGUCUUUUCCUCCUGAAUAGAUUCUGUUGAUGUGUACAAGGAAGACUAUGUCAUUGGACAUGGUCGUGGUGUAUUAGUUACAUCAUUACACAGUGAUAGGAUAUAUAAAUAUACGGUGUCAGUAAUCCUCAGUAUGGAGAUUAUUGACAUCACAUAUUAGGGUAUCCUUUCACUGAGUCAUCAUGUAACAAAUUUAUCCUGCAAAGACCCAUCGAUUCAGUGCAGAAGACCGAUGUAUAGGUGAAUUGCUUCAGUGAUGUGACCAUUGUAUGCACAACCCAGCAAAGGGAGAUAACCUACUCGGCAGAAACAUUUGACGUCGUCUGCAGGAUUCGAGAAUAUAUCUGUACCCCAUGGUUAUUACCCAAUGAAAAGUGGAGUAUUUUGUCUAAUGUGGGAUAAGAUCUUCCAUGAUUUAAAAAAUAUGUACACAUGUUGUCUAUAAGCAUAUUGUUCAGGGAUACUGGCUUUUGUUUCAUUUGGGCCUGAUAGUGUUGUUGAUCUUUUACUAAUUCCAGAGCUGUACUAUACAUACUAGAGUCAUGUAAAGACUUGAAAGUUUGCAUGAUGCAGGACAUGUGUAUGUAUACAGAUUUUCAAUGUUUUACCUUUUCUGACCUGAUCUAAAAUAUUUUUUUGGGAUAAAAUAUUGAUUUUGGUGCUGAAACUGUGGUGCCACAGGAAUAUCUUCUAAUUUCCAAAGGAAAAUAGGGUGCCUCUGCGGCCGAGGGGUUUAGCACUCCAGCAUGGCGCAGUUACCCAGGAGCCUCCUACCAAUGCGGCUGCUGUGAGUUCAAGUCCAGCUCAUGCUGGCUUCCUCUUUGGCCGUCUUGGGGAAGGUCUGUCAACAACCUGCGGAUGGUCAUAGGUUUCCCCUGAGCUCUGCUUGGUUUCCUCCAAUCAUAGUGCUGGCCACCGUGGUAUAAGUGAAAUAUUCUUCAGUAUGGCAUAAAACUUCAAUCAAAUCAGGUAAAUAAAUCCAAACAAACAUCAAAACUCCCAGAAUCAAUAUAAAUAAGCAGGUAAGGAAAAAAAAUUUGGGGUCAUUUACAGUACAUUGCUUAACCUUUUCAUGCAAUCCAUAAUUAGAAUUUCCACUGAUAUUCAGAGAUAUUGUGAUAUGUUUGUUUUAUUGAGGAAAUUACAUGGCAUAUGGAUAAUGAAGAUAUGUCUGGGCUUAAAUGAGUUUUUUUAUGUUUGAGCAAUGUUAAAGCAGGUGACUUUGAAAUUGGUACAUAAUGUUGUUUACAGACAUCUGAUUAUGAAUUAAGAGAGUUUAUACAUGUAUAGAUUGACGGCGAAGCCCAUUAAAUAUGUGAUGAUUUGAAUUGUUGUCAUGUUUAAACAAUAUAAGCGCUGGUUGUUGUACAUGUAACAUAUACCUGAAGGCUUCAGGGUUUUCCUGUAUUUCCCUGUGGUUUCCAGAUCUUCCUAUAUUUUCCUAUAUUUGUUAAAUACUUCCUAUAUUUCCUGUAUUUCUUCAAAAAAAAAAACAAUUUGUUUGCAGUGUUUUUUUACCUUGUCUGUACAAGAUACAUAUACAUAUACAGGGUACCAAUACAGUUUCUACCAUGGCAUGAAAGUUAGAGCAUUCAAAGAAUAUUUUAAAUGGUGCAUAUUAUUAUGCCUACUUAAAGGAUACACGAAUAACUUGGUUUAUAUUUCUUUAAAGAUGUACGACACAUAUGAUGUGAUAUAACAUAUAAAAGUACAACAGAGGUUCUUGGAUUCCUUCUUGGUGCGUUAAAAUGGCUUUAGACUACAGUUUUAUGAAGGCCCAAGCGAUAUGUGCGGAAAUUAAAAGCAAAGAACACACUAAAUGAAAAACCAUUAAAAACUGUCAAACAGAAUGCUUGCAUGUAUCUUUUUUAGAAUUUUUCCGACUAAAAUGGUUUUUAAAACAUCAGAUUCUACGGUGGUCUGCAGUGAACCAAAGGGUGAAUGUAUUCGUAAAUCCACGCAUAUAUGCUGUUUAAUGAUGAAAUGUGGUAGCCUAUGUGUGCUAAGCGGCAAAAUUCUGAUGUGUGAUGUCACUGGUCCCAAUAUUGUCCAAAUAUGCCACCAUAGAAUUCAAAGUUUCAAAUGCAUUUUACAAUGUUGAAAAAAUUCUAAUAAAAUAAAUAGAACUGUUUUUAUGGACAGCGUUUAGUGGUCUUUCAUCUGACACACGUUUCAUGUUAGUGUGUUCUUUUCCCUUACGUAGUCUGCUGUGGUGAUGUCAAUAGUGAUAGCUGUCACAACAUUGAUGACAUCAUUGCCAAAAAUAUGCAUAAAUAGAGGGGUUUUAUAUUACAUAAAAUAUGGAUCAAAUAUGAAAAAAAAAUUCUCUUUUUAGUUGGUCAUAUCUUUCUUCAUUUUCCUUAAAACCAUAUUCGUUGUUUUAUUAUGCCUUUCCAUGUACCCUUUAAUACAAUUUAACCAAAAUUCAACAUACAAUAUUCAGUGUUUCUGUUUAGGGGUAACGCAAUCCCAUCAGCUACGUACGACUAGCUUAUGCCAUACACUGAGUGUCAGCAUAUUAAACAAUAUGUUAGGGGUGGUACAUACAUGUAUAUGAAAGCAGAAUUCCAAGGGUAUAGCACCUACGUUUAUCAGUUACUGAUGAAAAUUCCCAACAUAUCACAGACUGGGCAAACGGUCAUACAAGCAACUUCAACCGCUUAUUGUUAACAAGGCUGCACAAGUUUCAUGGUACCUUACUGUUACACCAAUUCCAUUUUUGUUACCAUAUGUCAUGUAUAGUUUCACUUAGGUUAAUUUAUUGAUAUGGGUAUAAAAGUUACAGAAACAGACAUGAGUAUAGUGUACCCAUAAAAAUUUUUAUGGAUACACAAAUAUGAGCUUAGAAUGUGAGCUUAACAGGCAA
Messenger RNA from Liolophura sinensis, 4555 nucleotides. Its product is annotated as ras-related protein Rab-7L1-like. Gene Ontology annotation, molecular function: GTPase activity; GTP binding. The record is from RefSeq and is a predicted model, not a curated record. Gene Ontology annotation, cellular component: trans-Golgi network; lysosome; Golgi apparatus. Bases 450 to 1091 code for a protein of 213 amino acids. The transcript is spliced from 5 exons. Gene Ontology annotation, biological process: phagosome-lysosome fusion; endosome to lysosome transport. Lineage: Eukaryota; Metazoa; Mollusca; Polyplacophora; Chitonida; Chitonidae.